AGAGUCGAGAUGUUGCGUUAUCCAGGUUUUGGAUAUAUUUGCUAUGGUGAAAUGCCAUGACAACUUCGAUAGGACAUAGCGGCUGUACAGAAGAAGUUUGUGUUUAGGAUGCAGUGGCUUUAUAUCGAUGUCAUUCAUCAAGAUUUGUGCAAGAGAAGACAAUUCAGAUUUGCGUUGGUUAUUAGACAUGUUGAAGUCAAAGAAGCGACCUAAGUAACGAAAUGAUUCACCCAUUUCCACGCAGGGAAUUAGAACUCCAUUGAUCAACAGCUUGGGCGUUUUUGAUCCAAUUGAGAUAAUCGAUGGAAUUCGUCAACUGUGCAAAACUCGCGAGGGAUGGCUUUCACCGUUUCCAUGGUGUGAAGAGUUUCAGUUUUUUGUGGGUGAUACUUUUACAAGGCUCAAAGUUGUCAGAAGAAAGAAAACGAGAGGAGACGUCACUGACAAAACCAUUACCAUGUCGUCUCUUUUAAAUCCGCACGAAGAGUGUUCAGAGCCGAGAACCGUUCUGAUCGAAGGAAAACCUGGUAUUGGUAAAACAACUUACUGUGAAAGGUAUGUUUAUGAAUGAGCCACAAAAAAAAGAGAGCCCUCAGGGUUGCAUCCCAAGUAUCAAAGCAGUGCUGCUCCUUAAAUGUCGUGAUAUUAGGUCCGAUAUUUGGGAAGCCAUUGAUGAUCAACUUCUGCCUCAAGAUCUGGAGAAAGGAGUCAAAGAGCAAUUCCUCCAGUUUAUUCGUGACAACCAGUCCUGCAUUUUAUUGAUAUUAGAUGGACUGGAUGAGUUACCCUCCUGUAAAGUGCCAUGGAUUUUAGAUGUAAUUGCGGGAAGACUGCUUUCGAAGUGCUACAUAGUAGCAAAUGCACGACACGAAGCUGGAGUAAAGCUAAGAAAAUGCUGUGACACCUUGCUUGAGGUGGAAGGAUUUACUGAAGCUCAAGCCAGAGAAUUCAUCGGAAUAAGAUCAGUGAUGACGGUGCUACAUCUAUUGCUGAGGAAAUGACAGUCAACAAGACUCUGACCAAUUUGAACUUGUUUGGUGGUGAGAUCAGUGAUGGUGGUGCUACAUCUAUUGCUGAGGCGAUGAAAGUCAACAAGACCUUGACAAAUUUGGAUUUGUCCAGUAAUAAGAUCAGUGACUGCGGUGCUACAUCUAUUGCUGAGGCAAUCAAAGUGAACAAGUCCCUGACCAAUUUGGGUUUAUUUGACGAUCAGGUAAGUUUUCCUACAGCUAUAUCUAUUUUUGAGGCAAUCAAAGUUAGCAAGAGUCUGUCCAAUCCCGAUUUCUGUACAAAUCAGAUCAGUGAUAGCAGUGCUACAUCUAUUGCUGAGGCAAUCAAAGUCAACAAGACUCUGACCAAUUUGAAUUUGUCUACUCAUGAGAUCAGUAAUGGCGGUGCUACAUCUAUUGCUGAAGCAAUGAAAGUCAACAAGACUCUGACCAACUUGAACUUGUCGACUAAUGAGAUCAGUGAUGGUGAUGCUACCUUUAUUGCUGAGGCAAUCAAAGUUAACAAGACUCUGACCAAUUUGAAUUUGUAUAGAAAUCGCAUCUGUGAUGGCGGUGCUACAUCUAUUGCUGAGGUAAUCAAAGUCAACAAGACUCUGACCAAUUUGGAUUUCUCUAGUAAUCAUCUAACUGAUGGCAGGGCUACAUCUAUUGCUGAGUCAAUCAAAGUCAACAAGACCCUGACCAAUUUGAAUUUGUGUAGAAAUCAGGUCAGUGAUGGCGGUGCUUCAUCCGUUGCUGAGGCAAUCAAAGUCAACAAGACUCUGACCAAUUUCGAUUUGUCUAAUAAUCAGAUCAGUGAUGACGGUGCUUCAUCUAUUGCUGAGGCAAUCAAAGUCAACAAGAUUCUGACCAAUUUGACUUUGUGUAGAAAUCAGAUCAGUGAUGGCGGUGCUCCGUCUAUUACUGAGGCAAUCAAAGUCAACAAGACUCUGACCAGUUUGGAUUUGUCUAAUAAUCAGAUCAAUGAUGACGGUGCUUCAUCUAUUGCUGAGGCAAUCAAAGUCAACCAGACUCUGACCAAUUUGAAUUUGUCUAAUAAUCACAUCAGUGAUGGCCGUGCCACAUCUAUUGCUGAGUCAAUCAAAGUCAACAGUACUCUGACCGAUUUGGAUUUGUCUAGUAGUACGAUCAGUAAUGGCGGCGCUACCUCAAUUGCUGAGGCAAUUAAAGUCAACAAGACUCUGGGUAAUUUGGAUUUACUUAGUAAUGAGAUCAGUGAUGUAGGUGCUACCUCUAUUGCUGAGGCAAUCAAAUUCAGCAAGACUUUGACCAAUUUGAACUUGUCUAGUAAUGAGAUUAGUGAUGACGGUUCUACAUCCGUUGCUGAGGCAAUCAAAGUCAAUAAGAGUCUGACCAAUUCGGAUCUCUCUACUAAUGAGAUCAGUGGUGGCGGUGCUUCAUCUAUUGCUGAGGCAAUCAAAGUCAAUAAGACUCUGACCAAUUUGGAUCUCUCUAGCAAUGAGAUCAGUGGUGGCGGUGCUUCAUCUAUUGCUGAGGCAAUCAAAGUCAACAAAACUCUGACCAAUUUGGAAUUGCCUAGUAAUGAAAUCAGUGAUGGCGGUGCCACAUCUUUUGCUGAGGCAAUCAGAGUCAACAAGACUCUGACCGAUUUGGAUUUGAGUAGAAAUCAGAUCAGUAAUUGUGGUGCUACAUCUAUUCCUGAGGCAGUCAAAUUCAACAAGACUUUGACCAAUUUAAAUUUGUCUAGUAAUGAGAUAAGUGAUGGUGGUGCUACACCUAUUGCUGAGGCAAUCAAAGUCAAUAAGACUCUGACCAAUUUGAACUUGUCUAGAAAUGAGAUCAGGGAUAGUGGUGCUACAUCUAUUGCCGAGGCAAUCAACGUUAGCAAGACUCUGACCAAUUUGAAUUUGUCUCGUAAUGAGAUUAUGGAUGUCGGUGCUACAUCUAUUGCUGAGGUAAUCAAAGUCAACGAGACUCUGACCAAUUUGGAUUUGUCUAGUAAUGAGAUCAGUGAUGGCGGUGCUACAUCUAUUGCUGAGGCAAUCAAAGUUAACAAGACCCUGACCAAUUUGGAUUUGUCUAGUAAUGAGAUCAGUAAUGGCGGUUCUACAUCUAUUGCUGAGGCAAUCAAAGUCAACACGACUCUGACGAAAUUGGUUUGAUCUAAGAAUCAG
Messenger RNA from Stylophora pistillata, 3145 nucleotides. RefSeq lists its product as uncharacterized. Gene Ontology annotation, molecular function: protein binding. The record is from RefSeq and is a predicted model, not a curated record. Lineage: Eukaryota; Metazoa; Cnidaria; Anthozoa; Scleractinia; Pocilloporidae.